Messenger RNA from Crotalus tigris (Tiger rattlesnake), 1216 nucleotides. RefSeq names its product GTPase IMAP family member 9-like. The transcript is spliced from 3 exons. The record is from RefSeq and is a predicted model, not a curated record. Gene Ontology annotation, molecular function: GTP binding. Lineage: Eukaryota; Metazoa; Chordata; Lepidosauria; Squamata; Viperidae. Bases 178 to 849 code for a protein of 223 amino acids.
GAGACCCGCCCUUCUUUCCUUCCGGUCGCCCCCUGCUCUUUUUAGCGGCCGUCCCAAAGCGAAACCGAAGGGGCGGAGGAGCAGGUAGGCAGAGCGCGUCGUCCUUUCUUCUGCCCGGAUCCCCUCCCGACUCAGAGACCCUGAAGAUCGGCGGAAGAGACUCCAGCUGCUGGCAAGAUGGGUGCGGCUGAAUCAGACCUGAGGAUCGUCCUGGUCGGCAAAACGGGCAACGGGAAAAGUGCCACCGGCAACACCAUUUUAGGGAAGAAAGCCUUCAAGUCCAUGAUGGCGGCCAGGUCCGUCACUGCCAGAUGUAAAAUGAUCAAGGGGAAACUCCCGGAUGGAAGGACUCUGGCUGUGAUCGACACGCCGGGCUUUUUCGAUACGAAAUAUCCGACGCCGGUGAUCGUUGCGGAAGUGAAAAGAUGCUUGACCUUCUGCUCCCCGGGUCCCCACGUCAUCAUCCAGGUCAUCCGUCUGGGCCAUUUCAGCCAGGAGGAGAAGGAGGUGGCUAAACUUCUCAAAGACAUCUUCAGCCUCAAAGCUAAGAGUUACAUGAUCAUCUUAUUCACCCGGAAGGAGGACCUGGAGGGGCGCUCUCUUCACGAAAUGCUGUCCGGGGACGACGAGAGCUUGCAGGAGCUGAGGGAUCAGAUUCAGAGUUGUGGGAACCGGUGCCUGGCCUUCAACAACAAGGCGGUGGGGCGGGAAUGGAAGGAUCAGAUCGACGAGCUAAUCCGGAUGGUGGACGAGCUCGUGCGCCAGAACGAAUCCAGCCCCUUUUACACCAAGGAGAUGUUGGAGGAGGACAAAAAAAACGCCCCCGAAUGGCUGUGCAACAUCCUGUGAUCCCGGAGCUCCGGAUGGAUACGCCCUUCUGGCAUGUCUGGACCGGAGAAGGUGGCCCUGGAUCCCUUGGGCUGCGCCAUUAUCCCAAAGGCGCGGUUUUCUCGUCUUCCCCAAAAGGCCACUGGACUUCGUUUUUCCCCUGAAGACACUUCGCUUCACGGCCCAGAAGCUUCCUUGGUUCUGACGGGUCUUUGGUUACGACCAAAGAAGCUUCUUGGGUGGAGAAGCGUAAUGUCUUCCGAGGAAAAACACCGAGAAAGUCGAUUGGCCUUUUGGAAAAGCACCUUUGGGAUAGCCCUGGCUUGGAUGACUGAGAAUCUCCAUAGAUUCUGUCAGAAUAGAACGAGAAGGGACCUCGGAGGUCAUC